This is a messenger RNA of Amaranthus tricolor (Joseph's coat), 1119 nucleotides long. RefSeq lists its product as uncharacterized. Bases 1 to 1119 code for a protein of 372 amino acids. Lineage: Eukaryota; Viridiplantae; Streptophyta; Magnoliopsida; Caryophyllales; Amaranthaceae. The transcript is spliced from 7 exons. The record is from RefSeq and is a predicted model, not a curated record.
AUGCCUCCAAUUUCUAGGAAGAGACUGUCUCGAAGUGAUGCUAACCGUACGAUAAGAAAUCUGGUGAAAGCGUUAACAAAUGUAUAUGCACCCCGAGAGAAGUCUUUGUCGGAGUUAGCCUCUGAAAUGAGCAAAAGGAUUAGUCAGAGCAAACCCUCGACCUUUGAUGGUAAGGGAGAACCGUCAGAACUGGAACUUUGGUUAAGAGAAUUUGACAAACUUUUCGAUGUCGUUGAGUGCCCAGAAGAAUUAAAAGCUUUGGAGAAUGUGUCGGGCUUUUAUCAGAAGAAAGCAAGGAAUUUUGGAAAUUUUCAGGGAGGCGGGUCUAAUUCGAAUUCAGGAAUUAGGAACAACGUGAAGCUUACUAAGCCAUUAUUGGACAGAGAUGGCAAUGAGAGGAAUUGUGAAAAACUGUAUAGGGAUGUACCCUUAAGGAUAGGAAAGGUUGUCUUUCCUAGCGACUUAGAGCAGAGAGUUUUGUUGGAAGGACCAAGAGGUGAAAGCGUUAGAUACAGGAACCAGGGGGAUAAGAAAGAGGGGAAUCCCCAGGAUAUUGCUGUGGUGAAUGAAUUUUUGGAUGUUUUUCCUGACGAGAUUCCCGGAAUGCCACCACAACGGGAAAUUGAUUUCACGAUCGACUUGUGCAUUGAUUACAGAGAGUUAAACAAGGUAACAGUUAAGAAUAAAUACCCGUUGCCCCGGAUAGAUGACUUGUUUGAUCAAUUGAGAGGAGCCGGGAUCUUUUCGAAGAUUGACUUAAGAUCAGGUUAUCAUCAGCUAAGAAUAGCUGAAGGGGAUAUACAUAAAACCGCUUUCAGAACACGAUAUGGGCAUUAUGAGUUCACAGUGAUGCCGUUUGGGUUGACAAAUGCUCCAGCCGCGUUCAUGUGCUUAAUGAACCAAGUGUUUGGUGCAUACUUGGAUAAAUUCGUCGUUAUCUUUAUCGAUGAUAUAUUGGUCUAUUCGAAAGACCGAGAAGAACAUCAGGAACAUCUACGAUUUGUCCUGCAAACCCUGCGAGAAAAUAAGUUGUACGCGAAGUUGUCAAAGUGUGAAUUUUGGUUGGAUAAGGUAUCGUUGUACAUGAAGUUAAUUAUCCGACCCAUGAUCUGGAAUUAG